Messenger RNA from Prinia subflava (tawny-flanked prinia), 1798 nucleotides. RefSeq lists its product as uncharacterized. The coding region runs from base 1 to 1392 and encodes 463 amino acids. The record is from RefSeq and is a predicted model, not a curated record. Lineage: Eukaryota; Metazoa; Chordata; Aves; Passeriformes; Cisticolidae. The transcript is spliced from 5 exons.
AUGUCUGCUAUAAGAAAAAUGAGAAAACGAGACAGAGCAGCAGGGAAGGAAAGCAGAGCCCGGGGGUCUCCGAGCCCCUCGCUGCUUUCCCGCGCGCUGAUUGGACAGAGCGGCCCAAGGACGCCCCGCCCCCAGAGCGGCUCCAGCCCCGCAGCGGCGCGGGGGGCUCAGGGCGGGAGCGGAGCGGCGGCGGAGCUCGGAGAUUGCUCCGGCACAGGGGGACCCGCGCCCGGUGUGCCCCGGCUCGGGGCUCGCUGCGGGCCGAGGGGCCGCGGUGAGGGGCAGGGGCCGGUUCAGGUGAGUUCCCUGUGCCGGGUUCCCCCGUGUCCUCCCGGCGCUGAGAUGGCGGAGGGAGCGGCUGCCCGCGCUCUCCUCCUUGCCCGGUCGCUGGGGACGAGGCGGUGCCGCAGCAGCGAUGGCUCAUCCCGGCUGCUCUCGCUGGGACACAGGGGCUGCUCCGUGCCCGGGACACUUCCCGGCCCUGCGGCCCCGGGCAGUGACCUCUCCUCAUGUCCCUUUCAGUGCCACCAGCGCGGCUGUGAAGCUGUUCUCGAGACCGAUCUCCGAAAGGCUUUUUCAGCACUCCUGAUGUCUCUGGAGCAAGGGGCUGUUUGUUCCCAGCAGAGAGAUGCCGGCUGUGAGCUGGAGGAGAGUGAAUUGUGCUCCGAUCAUGGAGUUGUGCAGGAGCUCCUGCAUCUCCAGGAGGGACCAGCAGCUGGGGUUCCACACUUGCCUGGGGUGCAAGAAGCCACUUGUCAUGAGCAGGCGAAUGCCACUUGUGAGCGUGCAACGAGUGGAGAUGUGGAAAAUAAAUUCUGCAUCAGUGAUGGGAGUGUGAGGGAGCCCCUGGGUCCCCAGGGAACAUCAGCACCCGGCAAUGCACACAGAAGGAUCCUCAGAAGAUUCCCGGGCAAGCGGUUCAGGUGCCGUGCCGUGCCCGUGUUGGUGCUGGUUGUGCUCGUGUUGCUGGUGCUGGCUUUGGCGGUGGCCUUGGCUGUGCAGUCAGCCCCACAGCUUCCAGUCAUUCCUGCGACUCCACAGUGCUGUCCCUCUGGCUGGGUUGGCUACAAUGGGGUCUGCUACUACUUCUCCAGGGAUUCCAGCACCUGGGAGCAGGGUCAGGAACAGUGCUCUGAGCUCGGGGCCUCCCUGGCCAUUGUCAAGGAUGAGCACAUGGGUUUGCUCUUCCGCCUCCGCGGGAACGUCGAUUACUGGCUCGGGCUGCGCAGACGGGGCCAGCGCCUGCACUGGGGGGACGGCAGCAACUUCAGCUCCUGGGUUCCUGUCCUUGGCGAUUCCGAGUGUGUGUACCUGGCUGAGAAUGUAUUUGUGAGUCAGAGCUGCUCCAAUGAGCGGCCGUAUCUAUGCAGCAAGGCCCAAGCUCCCCUGUGACAGGGGCUGCAGAAAGGACCUUCUCCACUCUGGACAGUCUCAGUUUCACCUCUCAGCCCGGCACAGGCUGUCCUUGCUCAGCUGCAGCCUGUGCCUUGCCCUCACUCUCAGGGUCACCUCGGUGCCUGUUCCUCGCUACCGCCAAGGCCGGGCUGGGUGUCCAAAGGAAAAGUCUCCGCAAUCCCUCCUGGCCCCGGUGCUGCCUGCAGGGAGGGCAUUGCCCCCGUGACACCCCCAGCUCCAAGGGCAGCCACCAGCGCCCCUGCCGGCGGUGCGGGAACUGCAGCCAAGGGGAAAGUGCCCGCGGCCGAGAGCGCCUGGGGCUGGGUUUGGGCUCUGUUUGUUGUUCAUGCCGCCCUCGGGGUUGUCUGUCCGCUUUGUGCUAUGUUCCAGUAAAGAUCUGUUA